This is a messenger RNA of Suillus discolor, 1302 nucleotides long. Its product is annotated as Sec63 Brl domain-containing protein. Gene Ontology annotation, cellular component: nucleus. Bases 1 to 1302 code for a protein of 433 amino acids. Gene Ontology annotation, molecular function: ATP binding; nucleic acid binding. Lineage: Eukaryota; Fungi; Basidiomycota; Agaricomycetes; Boletales; Suillaceae. The record is from RefSeq and is a predicted model, not a curated record. The transcript has 11 exons.
AUGGUUGGAAACUUCAACGCGCGGCUGAACAUUUUCGGAAUCAAGGUUAGCGAACUCACAGGAGACACUCAAAUGACAAAACAGCAGAUCUUGGAGACCCAGAUUAUUGUUAUCACACCCGAGAAGUGGGAUUUAUACAAAUCUCAUUCGGUCAUGAUUAUUGAUGAAAUUCACCUGCUGCACGAUGAGCGUGGACCCGUGCUUGAGAGCGUCGUGGCACGUACAAUACGGAGGAUGGAGCAAACAGGAGAGUACGUUCGCCCAGUUGGUCUCUCAGCUACACUUCCAAACUACCAAGAUGUUGCAACCCUCCUCCACAUGGAUGAAUUGAAAGGUCUAUUCUAUUUUGAUGCCUCAUACCAGAAGAAGGUUAUCAAACGUUUCCAGGUCGUGAAUGAGGUUUGCUACAAGAAGGUACUUGACCAAGCGGGCAGAAAUCAGACCCUUUCCGCCAAGUUUCGUUUUGACUCAGCGACGCAUGAGAUCCUCACGGAGGAAGCAGGCAACAUCAAAGAUAGCAAUCUGCACAACCUCUUGCCGUUUGGGUUCGCUAUUCACCACGCCAGUAUGACUAGAGAAGACAGGGAGCUUUUCGCAGAUGGUGCAGUCCAGGUUCUUGUCUGCACAGCAACACUCGCAUGGGGUAUCUAUAACCUGGAGAAAGGCCGCUGGAUGCUUGCUCGUGCUGGUCGUCCGCAAUAUGAUAUGCAUGGCGAGGGCAUCAUCAUCACGAACCAUGCUGAGCUGCAGUACUACCUCAGCUUGCUGAACCAGCAACUGCCAAUUGAGUCUUUGUUUGUAGAUUUUCUUGGAACAGUUUGCAACCGUAAUGAGGCCGUCCAGUGGUUGGGGUACACUUAUCUUUAUGUCCGCAUGCUGAAGUCCCUAGGACUGUAUAGUGUUGGCGUGGAUUACCAGGAGGACGACAAUGGUCUUAUCCAGAACCAUUCUGACAUUGCCCAUUCUGCCGCCGUUCUGCUGGAGAAAUGUCAUCUCAUCAAGUAUGAACGUGCAUCUGGUCGUUUCCAGAGCACCGAGCUUGGUCAUAUUGCAUCUCACUACUAUGUUACAUACAAUUCAAUGGCUAUGUACAACCGGCAUCUUAGGCCAACCAUGUCGACACUGGAACUCUUCCGGGUGUUUGCGCUCUCGAAUGAGUUCAAACUUCUGCCGGUGCAUCAAGAGGAGAAGCUUGAGCUUGGCAUCGAUGAACCUGCAGCGAUCAACGUCCUCCUGCAAGCAUAUAUAUCGCAACUCAGACUUCACGGCUUUGCUCUUGUGGCUGAUAUGGUCUUUGUUUAG